Molecule: messenger RNA, 246 nt
Organism: Clunio marinus
Lineage: Eukaryota; Metazoa; Arthropoda; Insecta; Diptera; Chironomidae
Source: the annotation of a GenBank genome assembly
AUGGAAAUGGCAUGUGUGAAUGAUGAUUGGGAACGCCAUAUGGUAAAUCCAUUGCUUCAGGACAUGAAUUGUGGAGACGAUGAGUACUUUAACACACAAGAUGUGAAAUGUUUGGAAGGUGUAAGGAAUGAUAAUAAAGUGAAAAAAAGCAUGAGCAAAAAUGUUUCUUAUUAUUCUUAUUUUAUAAUUAUGCUCCACAAUUCGCUGAUAACUCUUUUGACGACUUUUUCCAGCAACAAAAAGUGA